This is a messenger RNA of Ramularia collo-cygni, 384 nucleotides long. RefSeq names its product probable ribosomal protein L35. Lineage: Eukaryota; Fungi; Ascomycota; Dothideomycetes; Mycosphaerellales; Mycosphaerellaceae. The record is from RefSeq and is a predicted model, not a curated record. Gene Ontology annotation, molecular function: structural constituent of ribosome; mRNA binding. Bases 1 to 384 code for a protein of 127 amino acids. Gene Ontology annotation, cellular component: cytosolic large ribosomal subunit; ribosome. The transcript has 4 exons. Gene Ontology annotation, biological process: translation; maturation of LSU-rRNA from tricistronic rRNA transcript (SSU-rRNA, 5.8S rRNA, LSU-rRNA).
AUGUCUUCCGGAAAGGUCAAGGCUCAAGCGCUCUGGGGCAAGAACAAGGACGAGUUGCAGAAGCAACUCGAUGAGCUCAAGCAGGAGCUCGUCCAGCUCCGCACCCAGAAGAUUGCUGGUGGCGCCGGCUCCAAGCUGAACAAAAUCCACGAUGUGCGCAAGUCGAUUGCCCGCGUCUUGACCAUCAUCAACGCGAACCAGCGCUCGCAGCUCCGCCUCUUCUACUCCGGCAAGAAGUACAUGCCUCYCGACCUCCGCCCCAAGCAGACCCGCGCCAUCCGUCGCCGAUUAAGCCCCGAGGAUGCCGCUCGCGUCACUGAGAAGCAAAAGAAGAAGCAGAGACAUUUCCCCCAGCGCAACUUCGCCGUCAAGGUCGUCGCAUAA